Messenger RNA from Poeciliopsis prolifica (blackstripe livebearer), 1955 nucleotides. It is a transcript of the gene ramp1, whose product is annotated as receptor activity modifying protein 1. NCBI's taxonomy places the organism in Eukaryota, Metazoa, Chordata, Actinopteri, Cyprinodontiformes, Poeciliidae. Gene Ontology annotation, biological process: protein localization to plasma membrane; regulation of G protein-coupled receptor signaling pathway; intracellular protein transport. Gene Ontology annotation, molecular function: coreceptor activity. Gene Ontology annotation, cellular component: signaling receptor complex; membrane; cell surface. Bases 461 to 910 code for a protein of 149 amino acids. The record is from RefSeq and is a predicted model, not a curated record. The transcript has 3 exons.
CUAAUUUGUCGGGUCAGGGCUGAGUCCCCGCCGCUCACCCGGGCGGGUCUCUCUCUCGGCUCCGCCGGUGCCAGACUGACGCGUCCCGUUGCGCACAGUACUCUUCCAAACGCCGCAGUUUCCACACAGUUCCCUUUCCGGAUCUCACUCUAACCUCGGGGCUUACAGAGAGAAGAAAAAAGCUCUUAACUUCACGACUCGGUACGUUUUCUGUCGGGAUGAUACGGGGGCGGUGACAGGAAGACUCGGGGGGAGUGGACGUGUAUCCCGGGAGGAACAAGGACGAGUCCGGGCUCUCCCCCGAGCAGUUUGCGCAUGGUGCUCCAGCGGUGGCUCGUUUGAUGGAUUUCUUUACCAGAAGCUACUUUAUGAUGUUUGACGUUCACCUUUGAGCUUUUGUGGGAUCCGCUCGGUGCCUCCUCUGAAACUUCACUCUCCUGGUCGUUUCUGGAGCGACAGGAUGGAGUCGCACGCCGGUUCAGCGCUGCAGAAACACGCUCUGCUGUGGCUCAUCAUAGUGGCUCAGUGUUCCCCGGCGCUGGGAUGUGGAGACCACUACGAGUACCUGAUCGAGGAGUUCUGCCUGACCAGAUUCAGGCUAGACAUGCAGGAACUGGACCAGAGUCGGUGGUGUAGCUGGGAGGACACAGCCAAAUUCUAUGAAGAGCUAACAAACUGCACACACCUGUUGGCAAUGAACAUGAGCUGUUACUGGCCCAAUCGACUGGUGGAUGCGUUCUUCAUCCAGGUCCACAGGCUCUACUUCCAUGACUGCCCAGUGUCUGGACGACAACUCAGGGACCCUCCAAAACGCAUUUUGGGUCCUUUCAUAGUGGUUCCCAUCCUGGUCACCCUCCUCAUGACGGCCCUGGUGGUGUGGAGGAGCAAGCGCAGUGAGGGGAUUAUUUAAUAAAGGGAACAGUCAAGGGCUGCACCAGUGACAGUGCUGGGAUUAUGUUAGAAGGUAAAGAUGAACUCCAGGCCAUAAAAAUAAGUUCCACUUCAAUGGAUCUGUGAAGACAUUAACGUUCGUUACAUUUUUGUUUCAUCUUCAAAGAUUUGAGUCUUUUCUUGGGUUUACCAAGCAACUUUUGCUGCAAUGUUCACUUGAAUCUGGACCAGAAAACUGACUGGUGAUAGUAUGUUGUACAUAGAACUAUUUUGUUCUGUGAGGAACUGCUCAAAAGGACGUGUUGUCAACAACAAAGGAACAGACAAUUAAAAGCUCCGAUAGGAAACCCACGAAUAUUCUCGUCCUUACAUGUAUACAUGCACUGUACCUAAAUUACACAUAAUAUGAACAGCUUUGUGAUUAUUGUGUCAUGAUUUUGUUGCAUUUGAUGUAUUUUAUCUACACUACCAGUUCUCCCCAAAUCAAGACAGAGAACAGUGAAGCAGAUGCUCAGUUCAGGUAACGGGAAGCAUGUUUUGGAAAAGUUUGUCAAACUCCAGCUUACUUUUUAAGAACUUCCACAUAUAUAGCCAUGAAAAUUACAAUAAGUUAAACAGUGGGCAGAUGAUAUUGGAAAACACAACUCCAGAUAAAUAGAAGAUUCAAAGCAGUGGGUAACUUUAAGUUAGCCAACGCACAACGCUCCUGAGCACCGUCAUUGCCCAAAGCAAAGCUUGUGAAUCAUGAACCUUGGGUUUCGAUUGAUUUAUGAUCUCUCAGUGUAGUAGAGUGUGCCGCGUGAACUUGUCCUUCAUUGAUGUUUUCAAAUGCUCUUUUUCCUUUAUAAAUUCAUUGACCUGUAACCUGCCUGUCAGCAAAACACACUUUGAGAUACACCCACAGUUUGUACUUUGUGCCAAAACCUCGUGAAGAAAAGAGAGAGCCAUAUUUGUUAUGAAACAAAUAUAUACAACGGAUUCUGUUGGAAUGACUUUCACUGACUGAUUCUGAAAUCUGUGAUUGUGAAGAGAUUUUCAAUAAAAUGUCUGAAGUGUGUCGAAUA